AUGAACGGUACGGAGGGUGCCGACUUCUAUGUGCCUGUGUCCAACGCGUCGGGUGUGGUGCGCAGCCCGUACGAGCACACGCAGUACUACCUGGCGGAAUCCUGGGUGUUCGGACUCCUGGCCACCUACACCUGCUUCCUAACGGCCACCGCCGUGUGCGGCAACCUGCUGAUGCUCCGCGUCACCGUGGAGCACGAGGAGCUCCGCACGCCCGUCAACUACAUCCUGCUGAACCUGGCCGUGGCCAACAUCGCCGCGGCGACGUGCGGCUACCCGGCCGCUGCCCUCUCUGCCUUUGGUGGGUACCUCUACCUGGGGCAGGCGGGCUGCAACUUUGAGGGCUUCUACUGCACGCUGGGCGGGCAGGUGUCGCUCUGGUCGCUGGCCGCCCUGCUCGGUGAGCGGGCGCUGGUUGCCCGCCGGCCGGCGGUGAAGCGGAGGGUCCGGCGGCGGCUGGCGGUGGGCGGCGUGGGCGUGGCCUGGCUCAUGGCCUUUUCAGCUGCGCUUCCGCCCCUGCUCGAGAUCUCGCGCUACAUCCCGGAGGGUCUCCAGUGCUCAUGCGGCGUGGACGUCUACACCAACAAGCCUGGGCUAGAGAACGAGGCGUACGUCCUGUACCUGUUCACCCUGCACCUGGCCGUUCCGCUGAGCGCCAUCGCGGUCUGCUCGGUCCCGUCAGUGCUGGUGCUGUUAACGCAGCAGGAGGAGGAGGAAGGAGAGACCACCCGCACGGCCCUGACCCUCACUGCCGUCUUCCUCGCCUGCUGGACGCCCUACGCUGCCACGACCUGGCACGUCUUCACGCACCACGGCGACGCCUUCAGCCCAGUCGCCUUGACGAUCACGGCCUUCCUGGCCAAGAGCUCCGUGCUCUGGGGCCCCCUGAUCUGCAUCUGCAUGUGCAAGCGCUUCCGCAAGUGUGCGAGGCGCACGGUGCACAAGCUUCGCACGGGGAAGGAGCUGGAGGACGAGGUUGGCUCCGCCUCCGCGGGGCCCUGA
Electrophorus electricus (electric eel) is the source of this 999-nucleotide messenger RNA. RefSeq names its product rhodopsin, like (gene rhol). The record is from RefSeq and is a predicted model, not a curated record. NCBI's taxonomy places the organism in Eukaryota, Metazoa, Chordata, Actinopteri, Gymnotiformes, Gymnotidae. Gene Ontology annotation, biological process: G protein-coupled receptor signaling pathway; phototransduction; visual perception. Gene Ontology annotation, cellular component: membrane. Gene Ontology annotation, molecular function: G protein-coupled receptor activity.